GGAAAACAGUCGUUUGUCCUUACCGUUGCUUCUAACGGCCCUCAGCAGGAGCGACAUGGAUGGGGAGGAGAAGACCCCUCUCCCCCCAGCCCCCAGCCCUCCCGCCCCCGACCCUGCCGCAGUCGACGCGCAUCCCCACCAGAGCCCGAGGCUCCGCGAGGAACCUGAGGCGUCACAGGUGAUGGCGACGACCGGUGAGGAAAGCUCGGAGGUCUCGGCGCUCCCACAGCCCCAGCCUUCAGAGGAGGGGGGAGCACGCCGGGAGUCCGGGGCCUGGGGCCUGACCCCUCAGGCCCUGGUAGCCGGGGAUCACUGUUACGUAGCCUCCAAUGUGGAGCCUCUCCCCGACUGCCCCGAAGCCGUCUCGGCGGCCGUGGCAGCUUACUGCCGCCUGAGGAGAGUCGGUCAGCGCGGCUUCGGCGGAGACUGGGCCCGAGGCGGCCGUGGAGCCGAGAGGUCGGGCUUCGGGGCGAUGGCGCCGGCCGAGAAGCUCUCGAGCUCGGCCGUGGAGGAGGAGGGGGAGGAGGCGGCCCAGGGAGGCGUGAAGGAGGAGGUGGCGGGAGAGGAGAUGGAGGUCGGGGAGAACCCGGCGGGGGCUGGAGGAGACGCGGCGGGGAGGAAUGGACCCGCGCCGGCGCUCCGCUUCCGACCCCUGCCGAUGGAGCGGCGGAUGAACCCCCUGGAGGCCAUCCAGUUGGAACUGGACACGGUCAACGCCCAGGCCGACAGGGCCUUCCAGCAUCUCGAGCAGAAGUUCGGGAGGAUGCGUCGCCACUACCUGGAACGGAGGAACUACAUCAUUCAGAACAUCCCGGGCUUCUGGAUGACGGCCUUCCGCAACCACCCGCAGUUGGCCCCCGUCAUUAGGGGCCAGGAUGCAGAUAUGUUAAGGUACGUCACCAACCUGGAGGUGAAGGAACUCAGACACCCGAGAACGGGCUGCAAGUUCAAGUUCUUCUUCCGACGCAACCCCUACUUCCGAAACAAGCUGAUUGUGAAGGAGUAUGAGGUCCGGAACUCUGGCCGGGUGGUCUCUCUCUCCACGCCCAUCGUCUGGCGCCGGGGCCACGAACCCCAGUCCUUCAUUCGCAGAGACCAAGACAUGGUCUGCAGUUUCUUCACUUGGUUCUCAGACCACAGUCUUCCCGAGUCUGACAAGAUCGCCGAAAUUAUCAAGGAGGAUCUGUGGCCAAAUCCACUGCAAUACUACCUGUCUCGUGAAGGAAUCCGCAGGCCCAGACGCCGCCCAAUCCGGGAGCCAGUGGAGAUCCCUAGGCCCUUUGGGUUCCAGUCUGGUUAACCGUCCACCCCGGAGAAGUUGCACAAAAUCCCCUACCACCUCUUGCUGGACCUGUGCUUACAUCAAAAAUGGGUAUGACUCCCCCUCCCCACACUCCAUCCUUCUCUGCUGUAUCUGUGACCUUCAUUUCUCUCAACUUCCGAAUUGAGAAUUUCCAUGGAGACGAUUUUCCUCUUCUGCAUAGCCUUCGUAUUAUUCUGCUUUGCUAUCCCAUGCUGCAUUGUCAUCGCCAAGCAAAUGAUACUGUAGAUUGCACUGCUUUUAUCUGCUCUGUUUGGAUCCUGUUUCCAGGACUUUUUGUCUCUUGCUUACAACUUGCAACCUGAAACUUUUUCUAGGAGCAUUCUGUACACGUUUUGCCAUACAGAUAUAUAGCCCGUGGACAGUUGGUGAGCGUUAAUGGUAUCGAGGGAGAGCAUCACUGUACGCUUUGGUUUAUGAGAAUCCAUUGUUCGUUUUUUGUACCUCUGGUCACCUAUUGCUUCCUGUUACUAUGUUAACUUUCAGACUGUUUUCAGCCCUGUUGUUUGGUUUCUGGUAAACAAUCUCCAAAACUGGUCUGGCGGUAGACACAGGUUUUCUCUCAGCUCACACACACACACACACACACACACACACACACACACACACACACAAACAUCCUUCCACCCCCUCAUUUCUUACCUUCCUUCUCCAUCUUCUAGAUGUGCUGUCACUAAAGUAAUUGAAGUGAUAUGAUGGACUCAGCCCUCAAGGCAAAGUUAGGAUAGUGGCUAUUCUAAAUACCAGACUUUGUUAGUUCGAACUAGCAACAUUACAUUAAAAAAAAUCUAGAUACCUUCGUGUAUCUCUUCUCUUUCUGAACAUGGUUAAAGUACCAAAGGGGCAAUUCCAGUUCUCCAGUUUUGUUUGUCUCACAAACAAAAAGCCACAACUUUUCAUUUUUUCCUGGUGAUAGGUUGUCCUAUAAAAUAGGUUGCUAUAACACUUAAAUAUGCCUUUCACUUCUUCAGAAACACUUUGUGGGUUUAAAGGAAGAUCUAGAUGUAAUGAAAAGUGAUUGUUCAAAACAGGUAGGUUAACUAAAGAGAAUGUGGUGGUUUCUCCAAACAGGAGAAACAAUAAAAAGGCAAAGGUGAAAAUUAGGCCUAAAAUGAGACUUCAAGGAAGACGUUUUGUCGGUGGUGAUGGGAGGAGAAAUACUUACCAGUAUUUCCAUGGGACCAUUGAAGGGAGCUCCAAGGGAGUUGUUUAUAGAAGAGUUCUUUAAAGAAAUGGCACACAACUUUGGGUGCUUUAUUAUUUGUAUAUGACUUAGUUUGUACAGAAAAUGAAGACUAUGUUUUGUUUCUUUAGCAUUUAGUAAAAUCUUCACUCUCUCUUUGCUUACCGGCAAAGGAGCUCUAUAGGCUAUAUUGUGCUUUCUGUUGGGAGCAUUUAAAAAUUUUUGUUUUAUUUUGUGAUAGAGACAAUUAUUCAUGACAGCUUUUAAUUUGAUUUUGUUUCUGUUAAAACUGUAUUAUUAAUAUAAUUUGAAUGACUUGUUCUUACCAGAUUCUGAAGACUUUGAAACUGUUAUCUUCUUGGAAAAGUAACAGAAAAGGUGUGGCUUAAUUUUUGACUUGAUAACUUUCUUUUGUAACAAUUUGAUAGUUGACAUCUCUUCUCCUAUACCGUAAGUGCUUGUGAAAUUGCUGUCAAAUUUGAAAAUGUACCAUUAACAUAGUUUUCCUUAUGUGCAUGAUGGUAAAAUAAAAGCAUGUUAAUCUUC
Sorex fumeus (smoky shrew) is the source of this 3050-nucleotide messenger RNA. It is a transcript of the gene TSPYL1, whose product is annotated as TSPY like 1. Lineage: Eukaryota; Metazoa; Chordata; Mammalia; Eulipotyphla; Soricidae. Bases 56 to 1300 code for a protein of 414 amino acids. Gene Ontology annotation, biological process: nucleosome assembly. The record is from RefSeq and is a predicted model, not a curated record. Gene Ontology annotation, molecular function: histone binding; chromatin binding. Gene Ontology annotation, cellular component: chromatin; nucleus. The transcript has a single exon.